CUGUGCUUUUAGUCCGCAACUCAAAUUCAUUUUCCGUGAUACUGUUGUCUUUGUUACCCUGUUGUCGCGUACGAGCGUUGUCGGACUCUAAAUUAUGUUCAUGCGCCGGAGUAAAUUUAAACAUGUCUUCGGAAAACCAUGCAAGAAGGAAUGUUGCUAUGAAGACAUUCGAAUAACGAAAAGUAGUUGGGAUGCCCGUUUUUGUGCUGUAAACCCGAAGUACCUUGCAAUUAUUACUGAAGCUGCUGGGGGCGGAUCAUUCCUUGUUAUACCUAUUGAGAAGGUGGGUCGGGUAGAACGUGAUGCUCCCCUCGUUGCUGGACAUACAGGAAGUGUAUUAGAUAUACAAUGGUGUCCACACAAUGAUGAUCUUAUUGCCAGUGGUUCUGAGGACUGUACUGUAAAAGUCUGGGAAAUCCCAGAAGGUGGACUACUCCCAAAAACAAAUCUGACUACACCUGUGGCAGACUUGGUAUGUCAUCAGCGCCGUGUUGGUUUAGUUUUAUGGCACCCAACAGCUAAACAUGUAUUACUAUCUGCAGGUGUUGAUAAUAUGGUGUAUAUAUGGAAUGUUGCCACAGAAGAACCAUUGGUUGAAAUAACAUUUCCAGAUAUUGUUUUAUCUGCUUGUUUCAAUUAUAAUGGUUCUCGUUUGGUUACAACUUGUAAAGAUCGGCAUACAAGAGUGGUGGACCCACGCACUGGAACAGUUAUUAUUGAUGGUAUAUGUCAUCAGGGAAGCAAACCACAGGAAGUUGUUUACCUGAAAGACAAUAAGAUUUUUACUACCGGUUUUUCACCAAUGAGCGAACGCCAAUAUGCAUUAUGGAAAGAAGACGAUUUUACUGAACCUUUACAUAUUCAAGAAUUGGAUACAAGUAAUGGUGUACUGUUUCCUUUCUAUGAUUCGGAUACCAAUUUAAUAUAUCUCUGUGGAAAAGGUGAUAGUACAAUUAGAUAUUUUGAAAUUACCGAUGAAGAACCGUAUGUACAUUAUAUCAAUAUGCUUACUAGUUCUGAUCCACAACGAGGAAUGGGUUGGAUGCCAAAACGAGGACUAGAUGUAAAUCAAAAUGAAAUUGCUAGAUUUUAUAAAUUGCAUGCGAAAGGUUUAUGCGAAGUUAUCCCGUUUACUGUACCUCGAAAAUCAGAACUAUUCCAAGAUGAUCUUUAUCCAGAUACAAUUGGUGAUACUCCUUCAUUGACAGCUGAAGAAUGGAUGUCCGGUAAAGAUGCAGAUCCUGUUCUAAUAUCUCUCAAAGAGGGUUAUGUUCCAAAGUCUAAACCGAAAAAACGUAUUGGCAAGUUGAUCACAUCGACUCCAGCAGCUAGUAAAGAAGAACAAGAUGUAAAUGUAACAGUUCCACAAACUAAAGUAGCAUCUCAUCCAAAUCGACAACCUAGUACAAAAUUACCAAAUACUGAAAAUCAUGCUAAAACAGAUCAUUUAGAUGUACAGCGGCAACGAUUAACCAAGAGUACUCCACCUAAGGAUAUUCCAUCUUCCGAACCAAUGAAUGGUGUUUCAACCGCUGCUUCUCAUGUAAAUUCAGCUGAUAUUCAUCAACUCAUGGAAGAUAUUCGUAAAAUGAAAAUUAUUAUUAAAGGCCAUGAAAGACGUAUACGAAACCUAGAGGAACGUUUAGAAUUGACCGAUAGUGGUGGAGAUUGUGUAUCUUCUAUGUCUGUUAGCUCAAUUAAAUAACUGUAAACUUACAUUAUUCAUCAUUAUUAUCCGUCAUGCGUUACCAGUAAGUUUACUAAAACACUGUGUAGAUCAUGUCAUAUUUUUCGGAUGAAACUAAAAAAAAAAAAUAAACUGACAAUUAAAUCUCAUUAUGAUAUGUUCAUUGCAUGUACUAUUCUGUGAGCUUUGUUUUUUUUUUAAUUAGUAAUAAACAUUUUAAGAAUAGAAAACAAACUGUCUUCCACUCAGUGUGACUUAAAUUACACUUUUGAACUUAUUUCUCCAUUCUUACUCUUUUCUUGUUUAUCUGUGUGUAUGUUUCAAUCAACUGAUAGUUGAUUAACUUUUCAAAUGAACAAUAUCAUUUAGCAUUUAUUAACAAAACUUUAUAUAUAUAUAUAUAUAUACUGUUUGCCUGCCUUCUUUUUUGUCUUUUCUCUAAAGCAUAAUGUGCGAUUUUCACUGUUUAAAAUUUCAAACCUAUGCUGAUUAGUUUAAUUUCAUGCAACCAGCUCAUAUAGGUAAUUUUUUUUUGCAUUAUAUCGUUACAUGUUUUUACAUUUCACUAAAAAAUAUUCUGCGACCGUUCGUAUAUAUACAUAUAGAUAUGUAUACAUGAAAACUAUGCUUGCAUGUGAACUUAUAUACGUAGAAAAAUUAAUAAAUUAAUGAACAGUAUCAAAGUGCCCAUACAAUUUUCUUUUCUUUUAUUGCGCACAUUAUUCAUGAUUCGAAUGUCUAUUUCCAUUUCUGUUUGAUCGUUUCGGUACCAUGUUUUCGGAUAAAUGAUGAACUUAUUUCUCUUAACAUUUAUUUAUUUUGAUUCAUAGAUUUUCAGUUUCUUUUAUAUAAGGAUGUGUAUAUUGUGUUGGUUGGUCUUAUCAAUAAGGCAUAUUGUUCAUACUGUUAAUUCACUACCAUUUUGAUAACAACGAUGACAAUACUGAGAGAAAAAAAAGUGUCUGUAUGUGUGUGUGGAUUAAUUCUGUUGUAGUUAAGGCUUGUAAUCAUUAUCUUCAAUGUUAUUUGCAUGAAAUCUUUCUAAACUAUCUAUCUGGCUUUCUUAUUGUUUCCUAAUAGUUUAAAUGUUUAUAUUUCCUACAUGACUAAAUUGUCUUAGACUAUUCUUUGUAGAUCUAUCAAAUAAAAAUAUAUUUCUGUAAUUGUUAACAAACUUUACAGCUUUCUUUACCUCAAUUUUUUUUUUGUCUUACUAUUAUUAUAUACGUGAAUAUAUGUGUCCCUUCUGACUUAACUUUUUAAUCAAUGUCUGUUGGAAAUUUUUUCUUUUUCUGGAGAAAACGGUUUAUCAAAUGCAAUUUUAAUGAUAUGGAAUUCAGAAAUAUUCUCAUUGUAUUUCAUGCUUUUAAUUAAUGUUAUUUAUUAGUAAUGUUGGCAUUGUCGUUCAUACUGUAACUGUUGUUAUUCCAUUGUUUUCAAGGUGGAGAACAAUAACAUGUAUACUCUUUAUCAUUUGUAAGGGUUAGGGGUUUUAAGUAGUAAUCGUCUUUGAUUAAACAGCUCUACAUUAUUCCUAUAAAUCAAAACUAGUAUAUUUUUC
This is a messenger RNA of Schistosoma turkestanicum, 3248 nucleotides long. The record is from the annotation of a GenBank genome assembly. Lineage: Eukaryota; Metazoa; Platyhelminthes; Trematoda; Strigeidida; Schistosomatidae.